This is a messenger RNA of Myzus persicae (green peach aphid), 1708 nucleotides long. RefSeq names its product cytoplasmic aconitate hydratase-like. Lineage: Eukaryota; Metazoa; Arthropoda; Insecta; Hemiptera; Aphididae. Gene Ontology annotation, molecular function: 4 iron, 4 sulfur cluster binding; aconitate hydratase activity. The record is from RefSeq and is a predicted model, not a curated record. Gene Ontology annotation, cellular component: mitochondrion; cytosol. The annotation marks the transcript as partial. The transcript is spliced from 9 exons. Gene Ontology annotation, biological process: citrate metabolic process; tricarboxylic acid cycle.
AUUGGAUUUAAAGGAUUUAACAUAAGUCCAGACAAAUUGAACGCCAGUUGUGAAUUCGAAUUCAAUAAUCAAAAGUAUACUCUAAGACAUGGAUCGGUUGUCAUUGCUGCCAUCACAUCGUGUACUAAUACGAGCAAUCCCAGUGUCAUGCUCGGAGCUGGUCUUCUGGCUAAAAAUGCCGUCGAAGCCGGUCUUUCUGUGGCGCCAUACAUCAAAACUAGUCUUUCGCCUGGAUCGGGGGUGGUCACUUAUUAUCUGCGAGAAAGCGGAGUUACGCCAGCUUUGACAGCACUUGGUUUUGACACCGUUGGAUUCGGUUGCAUGACGUGUAUUGGAAAUUCUGGACCUUUGCCCGAACCGAUUGUGAACGCUAUCGAAUCAAACGAACUAGUCUGUUGUGGAGUUUUGUCGGGCAACCGUAACUUUGAAGGCCGCAUCCACCCGAACACCCGUGCCAACUAUUUGGCCUCACCGCUGUUGGUCAUUGCGUACGCGAUCGCCGGACGCAUGGACAUUGACUUUGAAACUGAACCUAUAGGUAAUGAUAAAAAUGGCAAGCCAGUAUUUUUGAAGAAUAUUUGGCCAUCUAGAGCACAAAUCCAAACUGUUGAAAAACAAACUGUAAUUCCUGCAAUGUUCCAAGAUGUCUAUGCUCGCAUUGAAAAUGGUUCUAAUGCUUGGCAAUGCUUACAAGCCCCAGACGGCCAAUUAUACCCAUGGGAUGUGUCGUCUACUUACAUUAAAAACCCACCAUUUUUCAGUGGCAUGACUAAGACAUUACCUGGUGUUCAAUCAGUGAAAGGGGCACAUGUAUUACUAUUUCUCGGUGACUCUGUAACAACUGAUCACAUAAGCCCUGCUGGUAGCAUUGCAAGAAAUAGUUCUGCAGCUCGUUAUUUAGCUUCAAGAAACAUCACACCAAAAGACUUCAACUCGUAUGGCUCAAGACGUGGAAACGAUGAUAUAAUGGCUAGAGGGACAUUCGCAAACAUAAGAUUAGUAAAUAAGUUGGUCAAGAACACUGGACCAAAAACAUUGCACAUUCCUAGUGGACAGGAGUUGGACGUCUUUGAUGCAGCUCAAGUUUAUGCUAAAGAGGGAAGACCGCUCAUUGCUAUUGUGGGCAAAGAUUAUGGAUCAGGUUCAUCAAGAGAUUGGGCAGCAAAAGGACCGUUUUUGCUGGGAAUUAAAGCUGUGAUUGCUGAAUCUUAUGAACGUAUUCACCGAUCCAACUUGGUUGGUAUGGGAAUAAUUCCAUUGCAAUUCCGUUCCGGAGAAAAUGCUGAAACUUUAAAACUCACUGGUCAUGAAAUUUAUGAUAUAGAUAUUCCACAAGACUGCAAACCAUUGCAGGAAAUCCAAGUGAAAACCAAUACAGGUGUCACAUUCAAUGCCAUUUUGCGUUUUGACACUGAAGUGGAUAUACUAUACCAUAAACAUGGAGGCAUUUUGAACUAUAUGAUCAGAAAAAUGUUGGAUUAAAUUAUUAGUCCAUGAAUACAGUUAUCCAUGACUAUAAUUUAUUUAAAACUAUCAUUAUUAUAAUGGUUUGGUAUAUGUAAUGCAUUUUAACUGUUGUACAACCAAAAUAUAUAUUUUUUUUGCCAAACAUUGAAAAAUAAUCGUUGCCACAAAUAUAUGAUAAAGGUAAAUUAUUACUAAUUUAGUAUAAAUUUUAAAUAAAGUGAUGAUUGGGCUCUAAAUUGUA